GAAACAUACACUUCUCUGAGAUUUAAUCAACCGGCAGAGAGCUUUUCCUUAACAAUUAUUUCUGCAGCGCUUACACAGCUGGACUAUCAGAUGGUUCAAUGUUCAAGCCACUGCGGGCCUGGACUAAAGGGGACUAUUUCUAGACUAUUUUCUGGAUUUUUAAGACUGCAAUCAUAAUGCCUUAUUUUUCCAAACUGCUUUUUUUACUUUUUUGCCUGAUUCUUACUUCUGAGAGCCGAAAGCAAAUGACGACGAGAUGGACAGGUCCCACGGAAACACUAAAGCAUGGCAUUGCUUUAUCAAAGAAGACCCAUGAUGGAACAAAAACGAAAAAAAUUAAGACUGAACAGCUUCUCAGAGUGGACGACUUUGAUUUUAGUAUGAGACCCGCGUUUGCAGGUCCUGCCAUUCCUGUUGGGGUCGAUGUUCAGGUUGAAAGUUUGGACAGUAUUUCAGAAGUAGAUAUGGACUUCACCAUGACACUUUACCUGAGACAUUACUGGAAAGAUGAGCGCCUUUCCUUUCCCAGCACCAGCAACAAAAGCAUGACUUUUGACGGCAGACUUGUCAAGAAGAUCUGGGUCCCAGACGUGUUUUUUGUCCACUCCAAGAGGUCCUUUAUCCACGACACCACUACGGACAACAUCAUGUUGCGGGUCUUUCCUGAUGGACAUGUGCUGUACAGCCUGAGGGUCACCGUGACAGCUAUGUGUAACAUGGACUUCAGUCGCUUCCCCCUUGACACUCAAACUUGCUCGUUGGAGCUGGAAAGUUAUGCCUACACAGAUGAAGAUCUCAUGCUUUACUGGAAGAACGGUGAAGAGUCUUUAAAAAUAGAUGAAAGAAUAUCCUUGUCUCAGUUUCUUAUACAGAAGUUUCAUACUACCUCCAGACUAGCAUUCUACAGCAGUACAGGUUGGUACAACCGUCUGUACAUCACCUUCACGCUCAGGCGACACAUCUUCUUCUUCCUGCUCCAGACCUAUUUCCCAGCCACUCUGAUGGUCAUGCUGUCCUGGGUGUCCUUCUGGAUUGACCGCAGGGCUGUGCCGGCUCGAGUGUCGCUCGGUAUCACCACGGUGCUGACCAUGUCCACCAUCAUCACUGGAGUCAAUGCGUCGAUGCCCAGGGUCUCCUACAUUAAGGCUGUGGACAUCUACCUGUGGGUCAGUUUUGUGUUUGUGUUCCUGUCUGUGCUGGAGUACGCUGCAGUGAACUACCUGACUACCGUGGAAGAGCGCAAAGAGAGGAAGCACAGAGAAAAGCAACUGCCUUGUACCUGUGGAAUGUCCCACGCCAGGACGAUGAUGCUGGACAGGACCUACAGUGAUUCUGACGCCAACAGCCUGGCCGGCUACACCAAAACACAAGUGGCUUCAGACGAGCAGGAGAAGAUGAUGGUCCAUCUCUCCAUGAGCAACGAGUCCACGGCAACCAAAAAGAAGGGCAUCUUGAGAGGUUACCGGGGAUUCCGGAUUAUAAAGAAUACGCACGCCAUUGACAAGUACUCCAGGAUGAUAUUCCCAGGAGCUUACAUAUUUUUUAACUUGAUAUACUGGUCCAGUUAUUGCUGAUCUCUCAUGACAGGGACCUGCAGAACAUUUCUCUUGGUAUUGGUAUCAGUUCCAUCUUGGAGGAAAGUGUAUGCUGGACCCACAGAAAGACUAAGCUGCUAAAGGAACUGACAUCAUUCCAGUUACCAAUCAACAUACACAGUGUUUUAAUGAUGGAUCUACCUCUGCUCUGGUAUUGUUUUAAUAGCACUACAGAAGGAAGAAGAAAAUCACUACAAUUUUAACAGAUAUCUAUGUGGACUCCAGGGCAAAAAAUCGACAUUUUCUGUAUGCCUUCUUUAUCAGUUUGAUUAAUUCCAAAAUAAUUUCGCAAAAAAAAUUUAUCAGUAACAUGGGUGAAAGUGGCCGAUGAUCUUUUUGACUGAAACUCCUGGGGCAACUCUUUUGGCUGGGCGUCUGCAUAGGCCCCCUGAAGUUCUGGGGUUGUACAUGCUCUCAGAUGCAUUCUCAGCCAUUUUGGGCCACUUUUUCAGAAGCUAAUUUGAACUUGACUGUAGAAAAAGAACUUCAGAAAUAACUUCACUUACAACUUGUCAUUUUACCAGAUGGACCAACCUGAUAAAUCACACAAGGAUAGUUAACAAGCAUCGUUUUUUAAAUGUUACUGAUCAAACCUUUUACACAUAUGCUCAAUUCACCUAAUUUAAGGAGUUUGACCAUUUUCAACAUUGAUAACUAAUAACCAACUCUAAAAUAAAACUUUUGCAUUAACAGUUUAUUUAACUGUAUAAUAACAAAAAUCUAAACGAAACUCACUUUGAGUGUAGAUAAGAUCUGGACCAGUAACCUUUCGUAUUCAGUAACACCAAGUCAGUUUUGGUAUCUAUAGGUGAGUGUUUCAUUCUAAAAGCAGUACAACAAUUCACUGUUUUAAUCAAUGUCAAAAGCAAUAUUAUUGUGUGUCACAAUUCUAGGCACCUAACUUUGUUAAAAAAUAGGGGGGCAAACUGAAGGACUAACUGCCGAGUAUAGGGAGACAAAUGUAUUUAUUUAUUUAUUUAUUUUAAUUAAGCUCACAGAAACCAAGCAAACCUUGCAGUUGUGAAGUUACAAUUUUAGUAAUUUCAAGCCUACAAAAUUAGGCAGGUUUUUCAGCAUAAAAUGUUGAAUAUGUACUUCCUGAGCACACAUUAAUUACAAAUACAUGUAAGUAAUGCCAAAUGACACAACCAGCACCAGUGGCAUCUCUGCACAGUGUGCACCUAGAAUCCAUCCCAAUACUUCAUUCUCAAGCAAAUGCAAAUACUUUAUUUUGCUGAAUAAAACAAUGAAGGACCAGUCAAGAGUUGUUUCUUGUUUUAUACCAUUAAAGUUGUCUUAUUCCUCUAAGAAACUGUGUCUUUGCCUUCGUUCUUACUUCUAAAUAUGAUCCAUUGCGUUACAGGGCAACGUUUACCCAUAAUAAAAUAACUUCAAACAAUAUUGUAACUGCUGCUACUGCAACCAAGUCAUUUCUAGCAAGCAUUAAAAUAUUUAUAUUCUUUACUUUAAAUAUUCUUUACACUUGGAAUCGUGUACAUUAUUUUAUAGCUUUAACAAGGGCUGACUGUGAGCAGAACGACCGGGAGAGCAUAAUCAAACAUUUUAAUUACCUCACGUUUUCAGAUAAGUGCCUUUUAAAGUAAGAUGACACUACUGUGGUUUGCAGUAUCCAAACUGCCCAGCAUCUUCAGUAUAGCUGGUUUAACAUUAGCUGUUGUAAAUAGUGCAGUGCAGACUAUGGCCCCUAGUAUUCAUCAAAGUGUCAGUUCCAAAAAUCGUUCUUAUGACUGGAUUUAAUAGGGUGUCCGCCUUUUCAAAAUGCAAA
Molecule: messenger RNA, 3381 nt
Organism: Polyodon spathula (Mississippi paddlefish)
Lineage: Eukaryota; Metazoa; Chordata; Actinopteri; Acipenseriformes; Polyodontidae
Gene: gabrr2a
Product: gamma-aminobutyric acid type A receptor subunit rho2a
Exons: 9
Coding region: 177-1574 (465 amino acids)
Biological process (GO): chemical synaptic transmission; regulation of membrane potential; signal transduction
Cellular component (GO): membrane; synapse; neuron projection
Molecular function (GO): GABA-A receptor activity; extracellular ligand-gated monoatomic ion channel activity; neurotransmitter receptor activity
Source: RefSeq, a predicted model, not a curated record